Molecule: messenger RNA, 1714 nt
Organism: Salvia hispanica
Lineage: Eukaryota; Viridiplantae; Streptophyta; Magnoliopsida; Lamiales; Lamiaceae
Product: low-temperature-induced cysteine proteinase-like
Biological process (GO): proteolysis
Molecular function (GO): cysteine-type peptidase activity
Source: RefSeq, a predicted model, not a curated record
AGAAAAUUUUAAAAUCAAAUAAUUCCCAAAAAGGUCCAAACCUUUCCCCCCCUUUAUAAUCUCACUUCUUCAUCUUCAUCCACAAACACAGGAAUCUCCUAAAAUCUAACAAUGGCUGCUGCGAUUGCAAAAUCACUGCUCUUCCUCUCGCUCUUUCUCGCGCUGGCAUGCGCCGCGGACAUGUCGAUCAUCUCCUACGACGAGAAGCAGCUGACGGCGAUGCACGAGUCGUGGAUGGUGAAGCACGGCAAGUCGUACAACGCCCUGGGCGAGAAGGAGAAGCGAUUCCAGGUUUUUAAGGAGAAUCUGAGGUACAUCGAGGAGCACAACGCCGCCGAGGGGCGGACCUACAAGUUAGGCCUCAAUCGCUUCGCCGAUCUGACCAAUCAGGAGUACCGGAGGAGGAUGCAUCUCGGGACGAGGCCGCGGAGGCUCGCCGCGAAGAAGAGCGAUCGCUACGCGUUGAGAGACGGCGAUGUCUUGCCUGACUCAAUCGACUGGAGGACCAAGGGCGCGGUGGCUCCGGUCAAGGAUCAGGGCAGCUGUGGAAGUUGUUGGGCGUUCUCUACAAUUGUUGCCGUAGAAGGUAUCAACCAGAUCAAAACUGGAUCUUUGAUCUCACUUUCCGAGCAAGAACUGGUGGAUUGUGAUACGUCUUAUAACCAAGGGUGCAAUGGUGGUCUCAUGGAUUAUGCAUUUGAGUUCAUUAUCAAAAAUGGUGGGAUUGACUCAGAAGAAGAUUAUCCUUACAAGGGAAGGGAUGGCAGAUGUGAUACUUACAGGAAAAAUGCCAAAGUUGUGUCGAUCGAUGGUUAUGAAGACGUACCUGUGAAUAAUGAGAAGGCGCUGCAGAAGGCAGUUGCCAGCCAACCAAUUAGUGUUGCCAUUGAAGCCGGUGGUAGGGACUUUCAACUCUAUCAAUCAGGUAUAUUCACUGGGAAGUGUGGGACGAGUUUGGACCACGGUGUGGCUGCUGUUGGGUAUGGCACUGAAAACGGAAAGGACUAUUGGAUCGUUAGGAACUCUUGGGGCUCAAGCUGGGGAGAGGAGGGGUAUCUUAGGAUGGAGCGCAACGUUGCAGCUAAAACUGGUCUUUGUGGGAUUGCCAUAGAGCCCUCGUACCCAACCAAGACAGGCGCAAACCCCCCUAACCCGGGUCCAUCUCCUCCGUCCCCACCACCAAAGCCAUCAGUCUGUGACGAAUACUAUGAAUGCCCUGAGAGCACGACCUGCUGCUGCGUCUUUGAGUACGGAAAGUACUGCUUCGCAUGGGGAUGCUGCCCUCUCGAGGGUGCCACUUGCUGCGAGGACCACUACAGUUGCUGCCCACACGAGUACCCUGUGUGCAACGUGUAUGCCGGUACCUGCUCAAUGAGCAAGGACAACCCGCUCAGCGUGAAGGCGAUGGAACGCGUUCUUGCCAAACCCAUUGCCUUCGGUACACAAGGCCUCAAGAGUGACCUUUGAGAUAUUUGAGAUUGAAAGAAGGUGAAAGAAGGCAACUGAAAUCAGAAGGUGUAUGGAAGUUGUGGUUUGUACAUGAUGCUCGAUUUGCUUCAGGUUUGAACCUUGAAAAAAACCAAGCAGAGAUUCUUGUGUAUAGUUGGAUAUUUGUUUUAUGAUUAAGAUGUAACAAUUCGCAUAAUUAUUAUAGUAGUACCUUUUCACUUCGUACAUUGAUGAUUAUUUAUCAAGUUUGCUCCCAUUUAUGCUA